Messenger RNA from Striga asiatica, 1347 nucleotides. The record is from the annotation of a GenBank genome assembly. Lineage: Eukaryota; Viridiplantae; Streptophyta; Magnoliopsida; Lamiales; Orobanchaceae.
GCCAGUCACCAUCGCCUAACAGCUGAAAAUCAACGAAUCACUUCAAUUUUUCAUUUCGCAUUUUCUCAGUGGUGAAGAAGAAAAAGAAAAUAUGGGCCGGAAAAAGGGGGUUCACCUGGUGCACGACGGACCGCCGGACGAUUUCGACCCGGAAAACCCGUACAAGGACCCGGUGGCCAUGCUCGAGAUGCGUGAGCACCUCGUCAGGGAGAAGUGGAUCGACAUCGAGAAGGCCAAGAUCCUGCGGGAGAAGGUCCGCCGGUGCUACCGCGUCGAGGGGGUCAACCACCUCCAGAAGUGCCGCCACCUCGUCCACCGCUACCUCGACGCCACCCGCGGCGUGGGAUGGGGCAAGGACCACCGCCCGCACGCCCUCCAUGGUCCGAAGGUGGAGGCGCCUGAUGAGUGACUUGGUGGAGUUGCAGAUGGGAAUAUUAUUUGAGGCAAUCAAGUUUACUGCAGAUAAUGCAUGUGGAGAGUUUCUGGAUGUUAAUCAGGUGGUAAAGCGCAAAAAAUGCUUAGUUGCUAGCGUUAAAAGCAUGAAUCAUCACUGGACUUGCUUGCAUCUCUCUCAAGAGUCCAAAAAAAUUCCCCUAUUCGCUGCCCUUUCUUGGUCACCAAGCAUUCGUUCAGAGGAGAGGUCCACUUUGAUAGUAAGAGUGUAUCUUACUUGUGGUUAGUUAUACCUCAAAUGGAUGGAUAAAGACAAAUAAUGUUAACUAGUGCAAGAAUUUGUUAUUAUUUUAUGUGUGGUUGAGUUUAUGAAGUGCGAGUAUACCUUCAUAUCAUUCCUAAACUAUUUGAUAUUGUUAAUGUGGAAUCAGUGGUCCGGAACCAAGAACUCAUUCUCUUGCAAAUCUUAGAAUGCUAACUAGCCAACACUAGCAGAGCCAGUAUAGGAACUACAGUUUUACAGAAAUAGGACAUAUGUUAUUCUGUUUGUUUGAAAAGUGAAUUACAUAAUUUCUUGGUGAUUUACUACUAAGAAUAGUAAAAUACAAAAACAUCAUUUGUGUAACUUGACGUGCAUCUUGAGUUUUCCCCUGUCUGUAUUUCAUAUCAUGUUGUGACCCUCCUUUUGAUCUCCUUUCCUGCAUUUACCCAUGAUGACAACAUUAUUUCAUUGGUACAGAACUAUACAAGGAAAAGCAGCCAAGUUACAUCUCAAACAUAUUAAGCUGAUGUUGAAGAGUUACAAAAUGGUCCCCGAGCAAUUUGAAUUUGAAGGGGACAAAAUUGCAACAUUUUUGCAAGUUGCAAGGGGACUUUUUUUGUUGCAAAAAACGACGUUUUUGCAAACAUAAUGGACGAAAUUCAAAACAGCAAUUCGAAGGGGACGGAAAAGUU